AUGCUCCCAGGAGUGAGCAGUGUGAUGUUUUGAAGGACAGAAGAAGGGCCUCUACCAUAUUCCUCUGCCUCUCUAAUGGAUGCCGCCACUUUCCAAGAAACCAAGGGGCUCCACUCCCAUAAGAAGCUCUAUUUCCCAGUCUUUGCUCAGUAUUUCCUCCUACUGAUACUGCAGUUUUCAGUCAAACCGGUUACAGGAUCUCUCCUAAAGGAGACAACUCAAAAGUGGUUACUAUACAAAAAAACGUGUUUGAUAGAGUUACAAAAUCGAACAAAUGGUGUGUAUUGUAAUGGGACAUUUGACAAUUAUGCAUGCUGGCCUCAUUCACUUCCAGGAAUUGUCUCUAUUCCCUGUCCUUCGUACUUACCUUGGUUGAAAAAAGAAAGUCCAGGAAGAGUAUACAGAAAUUGCUUGGCUGGGGGAACUUGGCAGACUAAAGAGAACUCUACAGAUAUUUGGCGUAAUGACACAGAAUGUUCUGAGAACCACAUCUUUGAACAAAAUGAUAAGCACCACACUUUGCUAUCAACUUUGCAGAUAGUGUUUACCUUGGGAUAUUCCCUCUCAUUCAUUUCUCUCUUCUUGGCUCUCAUAAUCCUCCUCUGUCUCAGAAGAGUUCACUGCACUCGUAACUACAUCCACAUGAAUUUAUUUGGUUCCUUCAUGCUUCGAGCUCUGGCUGUUUUGGUGAAGGACAUUAUCAUACACAAUUCCUUCUCAAAAAGGCCAGAUGAUGAAAAUGGAUGGACAUCCUACCUGUCAGAGUUGGACUUGUCCAUUUGUCGGACUGCCCAAACUCUUCUGCACUAUUUUGUUGGAGCCAAUUACUCAUGGCUUUUAGUUGAGGGCAUUUAUCUUCACACACUCCUGGGACCUUUGGUGCUUUCCCAGAGACGUCUCUUGCCCAGAUAUAUCUUGGUAGGCUGGGCAUUUCCUGUUUUGUAUAUGGUCCCUUGGGGAAUUAUCCGAGCACAAUUGGAGAACACAGGGUGCUGGGGGACAAACAGAAACAUGAAAAUCUGGUGGAUAAUCAGAGGACCAAUAUUACUUUCAAUAAUAAUCAAUUUCUUCAUCUUCCUGAAAAUUCUCAGUUUGCUCAUAUCUAAACUCAAAGCUCGUCAAUUGGGCUUCAGUGAUUAUAAGUACAGGUUGGCCAGAUCAACAUUGUUCCUUAUUCCUUUGCUGGGUGUCCAUGAAAUAGUCUUCUCUUUUAUCAUUGAUGAACAAGUUCAAGGUUCUCAAAGACGUAUAAAACUCUUCAUCCAGUUAACAAUGAGUUCCUUCCAUGGACUUCUUGUGGCCUUCCUCUACUGCUUUGCUAAUGAAGAGGUGAAAGCUGAGCUGCGGAAGUAUUGGAUUCGUUUCCUGCUUGCCCAUCACAUCAGUUGUGUAGGUUGUGUUCUUGAGAAAAACGUCAAGUACUUUCAGAAACAUUCUAAGAAUCAGAAAAUCCAGAAAAUCCGGGGACCAGGAGAGUACAGGCCUGACAGCAGUGGGCAACUUCCACACUUGGCUGGAGGGGACCAAAGGACUUUUAGCUCCCAGCCACAUAGAGAUAAAGUGGCCCUUCUUAGGGGAAGCCUGUCUGAGAGCAGUGAGGGUGACUUCACUAUUAUUGAUACCACAGAGGAAAUUCUGGAGGAGAGUGAAAUUUAGAGGCCUUUGUAAGAUAAGCUUAAAGUAUUUUGCGCUUCUCUUCUCCCUUUCUUGCUUUCCUAAGGCUUGGGACUGAAAUUCUGAGAUAAGGAAAAGGAAGAUGGAAAAGAAGAAAUUGGGGCUACCAAGUAUAGUACAGUAUUAUUGUUUCUCAUAAUCAUUUAUUUUCAAAAGUCUCCAAAUACUUUACAGACACAGUUCUGCUCAUCUCCAGAUAGUCCUGGCAUUCUCAAUCAGAACUAAUAUAGGACUACAUUCUGAGUAUAUACUCUUCAGACACGAACAAUGGCACAUGAGCCAUGGCCUGGAAGUUAAGAUUGACGUGAUAUAUGAAGAGAAAGCUUUGAAUACAGAAAAAUUGUUAUGAAGACAUUUCUUGUUAACUGCAUUCCCUUGUUUUCCCCUCAAGAAACAGCCUGUUCACUUGAAGAAGGAGAGGGAGAGGCAGAAGAAAAAAGAGAGGGGGGGAAAGAUGGUGUAGAUGGGAAGGAGAUUAUAAGGAGA
This is a messenger RNA of Gracilinanus agilis (Agile Gracile Mouse Opossum), 2160 nucleotides long. RefSeq names its product glucagon like peptide 2 receptor (gene GLP2R). Gene Ontology annotation, molecular function: glucagon receptor activity; peptide hormone binding. The transcript is spliced from 13 exons. The record is from RefSeq and is a predicted model, not a curated record. Gene Ontology annotation, cellular component: plasma membrane. Lineage: Eukaryota; Metazoa; Chordata; Mammalia; Didelphimorphia; Didelphidae. Gene Ontology annotation, biological process: cell surface receptor signaling pathway; adenylate cyclase-modulating G protein-coupled receptor signaling pathway.